AUGUUGAAACUGCCUAUGUCUCUUCCUCCAACACCACUGGUCUCCGACCCGAACUUACCGGGUGUCGUUGCCAUUUCAUCAUCUGGCUCGGCAAUUGAGCCGCUGAAUCUUACUUUGUCCGAGGGUUAUGGUCUGACGACCAUGUUUUCCGGUGACUCUCUCGACGUUUCCGGUGAGGAGUUUGAUUGGGUCACUGUGGAUAGAGGAGAAGCUGAUGUUCUUAUGGGUAAUUCUCCGGCCGUUCAUGAAGUUCAUGACGCUCUCGAUGCACUUCGUCUGAUGUUGAGUGGUGAUACAAAUGCUGACGGGGAAGAUGAAGCUUCGAUGUCGGAGGAUGAGAUUAAUGGCUGCAUUUUGUCAGAUGGGUUAGGGUUCCUAGAUUGGACUGAACCGCCAUUGCAGCUCUGCAACUCAAGACAUCUGCAGCAGCUGCAGCCUUAUAUGCAAGACAGACUCUUCGACGCUUUUCAUCUGCUUCAGACUGAUCCAUCAAUCCAGAGAAUGGUUGUAUCUUUGGCAUCAGACACGACCGUAUACAAUGCGGUUAUGAACAACGAGGUUGUUCGCGAACUCAUAACUAAUGGUAAGAAAGCUCGAGCAAGCACUGAAGAAUCUGGAUCAGCUAUAGUAGAUAUCAUAAAGAAGAUGUUUCAGAGAAGUGCGACGAAAAUGAUAGAGGCAAUGGAGAAAAUAACAAAGUGCGUGACCCAUCUGUUCAAGGUUCCAUGUCAUAAGGAGGUGGCUGUUGUGGUCGUAGUCACCGGUGAUGAGCCGAUGAUGGAGAAGCUGCAACUGACGAUUCUGCUGGCCGUGGUCGUCCUUCUGAUAGUGUCGGUGACUCGAGCCGUGAUGGCUUUAUUUGGACAUGUAUGA
This is a messenger RNA of Tarenaya hassleriana, 873 nucleotides long. RefSeq lists its product as uncharacterized. The record is from RefSeq and is a predicted model, not a curated record. The coding region runs from base 1 to 873 and encodes 290 amino acids. The transcript is spliced from 4 exons. NCBI's taxonomy places the organism in Eukaryota, Viridiplantae, Streptophyta, Magnoliopsida, Brassicales, Cleomaceae.